Messenger RNA from Prorocentrum cordatum, 2184 nucleotides. NCBI's taxonomy places the organism in Eukaryota, Dinophyceae, Prorocentrales, Prorocentraceae. The record is from the annotation of a GenBank genome assembly.
AUGCAGGGGAAGCCGCUUGGGGGCGCCGCGGCGCCAGGCGGCACCGUUGGCGCCGCCGCCGCGGGCGCGGGCGCGGGCGCCGCCAGCGCGGGAGGCGCUGCAGCUGGUGGCCCGCCGCCAGGCGCCCAGGGUGCCGCAGGCGGCGGCGCCGACACGUCGCGCGACGUCAAGACGGUGGAAAUUGAUGGUGGUGUACUUUUUGACCUUCGCUCUCAGCUGGAGUCCGAUGGCAAGCUCAAGGACCCCGAAGUGCAGGCCACCAUCCAGAGCCUGUUCAGCAAGGCGACCCAGCGCCUUGAGGAGGAGAACGCAGAGUUUCCCGAUGAGCCACCAGUGGGACCUGCACCAGCCCCACCGCCAGCUUGGGAAGAGUUGCUAGAUAGGUUGGAGGCCUUCGUGGCAGGCUCUGGAUUCACGGCUGAGCAGGCGAAGGAUACGCAUGCUGAGUUCUGUGCUUUGGCUGAGCAGGAGCUGGCGAACACUUACCAGAUCGAUCCAGCGCAGGCUGAUGGGGACAAAGGAAGAGGAGCCCCCUUCAGGUUCGUUUGGAGGCCUGCUCUAACGAAAGUCGGGGGCCCCUACCCCCUGGGAUCUCCAGUGUCCAGGGCAAUGAGGAGGUAUAACGUCAGGAUGGAGGAGUUGUUGUUUCUGCUCCGCAAGGGCCGUUCAGGCCAGGAUAAGCAGCGCUGGGUCAACUGGAGGCAUAAGCAUUUUUCUCUGGAAGGCUACCACGCCGAGGCGCUGCAUGAAGCGAUCCAGGACCAUAAGUGGCCGGGGAUCGGUGUUUCUCUGAUGGUGGGCGACACUGGUCUCCUGGCCGUGGGUGGUCAGCUAGUUAGGUGCACUCUGUUUGUUUGCAGGUCCCUGGAGAAGCUCGAGAUGAAGGUUUCGAGACGUAAAUCGAUCCUGGUGGCCUCGGGCCCGAAACUUGGAAAGCAGCUGGCGUGGGCGCUUCGGGAAUUCGGGUUCAAGCAUGUUCAGGCGACCAAAAACCUCGGGGUCGAUUUCAAGCUGAAGGGUAGAAAUGUCGAGAAGCUCGACCCGAUGUUCGCAGCAAAUUCUUUGCCUCUGCAGAUGUGGGUCAGAGCAGUAUUUGAUUCGUGGGCCACGGAUGCCCAGAUGAAGCACGCCUUCGACUACGCGGUCAAGGCUAGUGGGACGGGGGCCGCAGCCAUGGCCCUGACUCAGCCUGACAUCCUGUUCACGAGAGCCCUGGUGGACUCCAAGAGGACCGAAUUCCCCAAGAUCCUCCAAGGUGCUGAGUAUCGGUGGGCUGUGAAGCCCGCGAGUGGAGUGCUAGGCCCGCCUCUGCGGGGCACCCCGCGCGUGAUAGGUGCCAUUGGCAGAGAGGUAAAGGCGACAACGUUGCCACUAGAUCUGACGAAGUUCUACAACUACUUGCAUCAUGUCACGACCGAGCCGACGCACCGAGAGGCCCUCGGCGCCCAGGACUGCGAGGGCGAGCCGAGCGAGUGGAGGGACUGGACGUACCCCAAGAAGCAGUGGUGCUGCGAGAACUUCAACACCGCGUGCCCCGACUCGGAGGAGUUCGACUGCGUGGCAGGCGUGGACAACUGGAAGACGGGCUGGUCGAGCGCCAAAGUGGACUGGUGCUGCCAGAACUACGACGCGCAGUUCUGCAGCACCGACGGCUACAGCUGCGACGAGGGCGUGGCCACCUGGCGCGAGGGCUGGUCCGACAAGAAGAUCCAGUGGUGCUGCGAGCACUCCGGCGACGCGCAGUUCUGCGAGGGGGACGACGCCGCAGACGCCGGCGCCGCCGGCGACGCCGGCGAGUGGUACGACUGCCAGGAGGGCGUGGACAACUGGCUGGAGGGCUGGGAGCAGCCGAAGAAGCUCUGGUGCUGCGCCAACUUCAACCACGCCUUCUGCGACGAGAUGGGCCGCAACACGCUGGACGACUUCCCGGCGCCAGGGGCCGACGCCAAGCUGGAGUGCCAAGCAGGCCGAGACCGCUGGGACGCACACUGGCCCGAGGGCAGGAUGGAAUGGUGCUGCCAGCACGGCGGCGCGGAGUUCUGCGACCCGCCCGCGCCCGCCCGCGCGGCGGCGGCUGCGGUGGCCCGGGGCAGCGGCGAGCCUUUCGAGUGCGGCGACGUGCUCGCGGUGCGGGCCGAGAGCGAGUUCGCGGGUUGGCCGAAGGAGCCCCCCUGGGGAGGGUGA